Messenger RNA from Triticum turgidum subsp. durum (durum wheat), 939 nucleotides. Lineage: Eukaryota; Viridiplantae; Streptophyta; Magnoliopsida; Poales; Poaceae. The record is from the annotation of a GenBank genome assembly.
AUGGCCAAGGCGAUGAACAGCGUGCCAGAUGCUGGGGCGGGCCGUGUCAAGCACCUGGUGCAUGCCUUCGAGAGCCUGCUCUCCAUCUCCGGGGCCACUGCUGACUCCGAACGGGCAGGCGAGGAGGCCUGGGCGCUGCCUGGAUUGCAGCCAUGGAACGAGGGGAGUGAGGGCUCGCCGGUGGCAGUGUUCUCCUCGUCCGAUUUCAUGAGCAUGGGACCAACCAGACUUUGCAGUUCACUCGAUGGCAAGAGCAACAGAUCUAGCUGGGACAGCCAGACCGGAGGACGCAGGAGCCGGCGGAACUCAUCCGAAUCACUAAGGAGCAGCUGGAAUAAAAAGCUCAAGGUCACUAGCCAGCAUCCCUUCAAGCUGAGAACAGAGCAAAGGGGAAGAGCUAAAGAACAACAGUUUAUUCAGAAAGUCCAGGAAAUGCUAAUUGAGGAUGAGAAGAAGCGCAUACAUAUUGCUCAAGGACUUCCGUGGACAACAGAUGAGCCUGAGUGCUUGAUUAAGCCACCAGUCAAGGAAAGAACAGAGCCAGUCGACCUUGUUCUACAUAGUGAUGUGCGCGCAGUUGAACGUGCUGAAUUUGAUCAAUAUGUGUCAGAGAAGACCAAGUUCGGUGAGGAAUUAAGAUUGGAGCGGGAACGUCAACAAAAGUUAGAGGAGGAAGAAAUGAUAAGACAGCUGAGGAAAGAGCUUGUUCCUAAAGCACAGCCAAUGCCGUAUUUUGAUCGGCCAUUCAUCCCCAAAAAGUCAUCAAAGACAAUAACAAUUCCGAAGGAGCCAAACUUUCAUCUCCGGCCUGAAAGGUUAUCAUGUUACUAUCGACAGCGAUGCAUGGUCACUGGAAAGCUGAAGACAUGGCCCCGCAAGCAACAUGAAUGUCAGCUGCAUCUAGCAAGAGCCGCAGAGCAGCAUCAUCAACACGCAUGA